UUUGUCUGUGUGUGUCAAUUCUGUCAAAUGGGCAAUGGCAUAUUUUUGUUCAGCGAGCUGUGUUAUUUUCUAUUAAUUAUCGUAAACUGUCUGCUAAAUAUCGUUUACGUUGUAAUCGGUUACUUGCUAUACAUUUUAAAAGUUAUAUUACAACAAACCUUCCAUGUAAAUAUGACGGAAAAGUCGAAAAAGCGCAAGAGGAACACGCCAAGCCAACCUAACCAAACAUUUAUAAAACGAGUUAUCGACGAAAAUUGGCAAAAAUUACUGUCCAGCAACCUCAUGGAAGCGAAAACCGAGAAAGUUGAAGAUAAAAAAGACCACUUCACCGGUAUUUUUCGAAGGGCUCGUAAAAAAAAUAGUGACGUUUCGAACAACGAGAAAAAUUUGAAAAGUUUAAAUAUUAGCAAUAAAUCGAUGAAUAACAAUACAGAAACGAACGGCGUCUCUAACUGUGAAACUCAACAUAAAAAGCAACAAUCGACGAGUAGUAAAACCCAAAAUAAUGAUAGUAAAAACAAGACUAAUAAACUGACUAAAUUCAUAGCAAUGGAUUGUGAGAUGGUCGGCAUAGGUUUUGAAGGCGGUGACCACAUGCUGGCGAGAGUGUCUUUAGUCAACAAAUUCGGCGACUGCAUAUACGACAAAUUUGUCAAGCCUCGGGAGGAAGUUGUAGAUUAUAGAACAAAAAUUAGUGGUAUAAGAAAAGAGGAUUUACUGAAAGGUGAGGACUUCACCACAGUGCAGAAGGAAGUAGCGGAGAUAUUACGAGGAAGGAUACUUGUCGGUCAUUCCUUGAAGAAUGAUCUGAGUGUUCUGUUCCUUUCCCAUCCUAAGAAGAGCAUAAGGGACACAUCAAAGUACAAACCGUUUAGAAAAGUAACAAAGGGAAGCACGCCAUCGCUCAAGCGGCUAGCAAAAGAAAUCCUCGGCAUAGAGAUCCAGCAUGGAGAACACAGCUCAGUAGAAGACGCCAAAGCUGUGAUGCAGCUGUAUUGUACUGUGUGCAAGACCUGGGAGCAAGCGCUCAGUGAAAAACGUGGUUACAGCAGAAAGUUCUUAGAGUCUUAGUUUCUGAUCUACCCUCCUAGCAUGAAUCUUGGAAUUUAUCAUAUUUUGUGUGUCAAUGUCAGCCAAUGUUUGAAAAAUGUCAGCCAAUACUUGAAAGUUUAGCCAACAGUGAACUAUGUCAGCUAAUUAUCUGCUCUCUGAUCUGAGUACUCAACCCAGUAACAGCAAUUGCAAUGAUUCAACCAUAAGUUAGAU
Molecule: messenger RNA, 1266 nt
Organism: Maniola jurtina (meadow brown)
Lineage: Eukaryota; Metazoa; Arthropoda; Insecta; Lepidoptera; Nymphalidae
Product: RNA exonuclease 4-like
Exons: 3
Coding region: 28-1071 (347 amino acids)
Biological process (GO): rRNA processing
Cellular component (GO): nucleus
Molecular function (GO): nucleic acid binding; 3'-5' exonuclease activity
Source: RefSeq, a predicted model, not a curated record